Drosophila erecta is the source of this 1211-nucleotide messenger RNA. Its product is annotated as B-cell receptor-associated protein 31. NCBI's taxonomy places the organism in Eukaryota, Metazoa, Arthropoda, Insecta, Diptera, Drosophilidae. The record is from RefSeq and is a predicted model, not a curated record. Gene Ontology annotation, biological process: intracellular protein transport; endoplasmic reticulum to Golgi vesicle-mediated transport. The transcript has 3 exons. The coding region runs from base 234 to 920 and encodes 228 amino acids. Gene Ontology annotation, cellular component: endoplasmic reticulum membrane; endoplasmic reticulum.
AUUUACAGUUGGUUCCGGUGCGCGAGUUGGCAGCCCCGUUCGUACACAAUAAAGCUGAGUUGACGUGGCCGGCGCAGUGACACCAUAAAGUAUUCGCAUAUUUCAUCACGGCAGCGAUUUAAUUAUUGCUAUUUAAAGCGGCAGACGAAAAAGUGAAGAAAUCGAAGAAGCGAAGAAAUCGAAUAAACGAAGAAGCGAAGAAGAGAAAAAGAGGAAAUAAUUAAACAUUAAAAAUGAGUUUGGUGUGGACUUUGAUCGCCGGAUUUCUCUAUGCGGAAAUCGCACUGGUGCUCCUGCUGGUUCUGCCGGUGGCCAGUCCUUACCGCUGGAACCGGUUCUUCAAGUCCAAAUUCCUUUCGAUGCUGGGACAGCAGGCGCACUUAUACUUCAUCCUGAUCAUGGGCAUGCUGGUCAUAUUCCUGCUGGAGUCCAUUCGCGAGAUGAGGAAGUACUCGGGCUUGCAGGAUUCCAACGAGGUGCACUUGAACGUGGAGAUGCAGCACAGCAUGAAGAUGUUCCGUGCCCAGCGUAACUUCUACAUCUCCGGAUUCGCCAUUUUCCUGGCUCUGGUCAUCCGUCGGUUGGUGAACUUGAUCUGCGUCCAGGCCAAUCUGCUGGCCCAGAGCGAGGCCUCCAUGAAGCAGGCACAGAGCGCCACUGCAGCCGCAAGAUCACUGAUGGAGGACAAGAAGACCGAGAAGGCCAAGGAAGCCGGCGAGGAUACCACUCUCAUCGAGCUCAACAAGCUGCGUGAGCGCGUCCAGGAGCUGACCUCCGAGUUGAACCGCGAGAAGAAGGACAAGGAGGCGGUCAAGUCCCAGGCGGAGAGCAUUAACCGCGAGUACGACCGACUCACCGAGGAGUACAGCAAGCUGCAGAAGCAGAUAACUAUCGGCGGAGCCGGAAACAAGGAUGAUUAAACUCUCUGGAUCCAAGUCCAACAUUUAAAUAACGAUAAGACUUAUAAGCAUGGCGGUGGGGCAGCGAAAGCAGGCACAUUUAAAAGAUUAUAACGAUUUCAAAUCGAUAAACAGCACACAUUUUAAUGUUAAUCCUCAUUCACACAACUAUACCAUUUGAUAGCGAUAUUGAUAAUGGUCCCCUUAAUGUUCGUUUCGCCUGAAGUUUUGUAUUUAAUUCGUAUGUGUUAAGUUCGCCACAGUAACACACACAAAAAGCGUCGUGGCUAUUAAAAGAACAACCAAAAAGUA